AUGGCACAUCCAGGGAGCCGGGGUGAGGAUGUCGAGGUCCGCAACCGACUACCCACGUUGAUGGAGGUUUUGGGAAGAAGGACACUGGCACCGGUCGAUUUGUUUUCAUUCUACAUUUACAUGCGCGACCAGCAACGCUCCGUGGAUUACCUGGACUUCUGGCUCGAUGUAUCUCAACACAUGUCCUUGUGUCGUCACUAUGUCCGAGAACUGCGCCGCUCGAUGCUCGUCGACACGCCCGAGAUGGAAAAGACUACCAGCAAAAGAUCUUCUGCGAUGCUCGAACAAUUUGAGUUGGAAGGAGUCGACCCGAGAAAGAGCGGCCAAGAGUCAAGGGUGUCUGCCAUCUUAAGAUCAGACAACGGAGGUGCCGCUGCAGGGGUCAAGCCACCCCGAAGCAGAGGAGAAGGUGGUGCUACCGAUCACUCGCCUUCCCACAGCUUGGGGUCUGCAAAUUCAAGAAACCUCAGCCGCCCCUCCGGUGACCGGCCCUCGCCUUCAGAACUGCCACAACCGACCUACUCCACCCCUGAAGUGCGGACGGACUCGAAUUCUCCCGGGCAUAGUGUCGCUAGGGCCGACAUUAAAGCCAGUGCGGAGAAGAUCCUCUACACCUUUGUCCUGCCGGGAUCGGAGCGAGAAAUAGUUCUGCCAGACACCAUGCUGAACAGGAUUAUUCGGGCAAUUGAGGAGGAAGGACGAGACGAUCCCGAGGUGUUUGACGAUGCUAAGGACUACGUCUUCCAAGCAAUGGAGAGGGACGCGUUCCCGGGGUUUUUGCAGGCCAAGGCUCUGGGAAAUUUGGUCCCGUUGAGUGUGUUGAUCAGGCUGGCUAUUGGCCUGGCGAGCUUGAUGGCCGGGUUUUGGGCUGGCUAUUACAUGAUUCUGAGGGACAGGUCGAGGGCCACUCGCUGCUGGCUUAUCCUUCCCUUUACCAUCGGCUGCUACUUCCUCGUCUCCUAUCAAUACAAGCUCGACAUCGUCGCCGCUUACCUGGGAUUUAGUGAAUACACAUGGAUGAACUGGUCUCGCGUCAGGGAGCCGUUUGUGCGUCGACUGCUUCUGACGCGAGCGACCAUUGCAUUCUUGAUGUUUACGGCAGCGGCGGUGGCGUUGAGUGUCUUGUUCAUAUUUGUACCGGGCACAAGAUUCUAG
Molecule: messenger RNA, 1155 nt
Organism: Fonsecaea erecta
Lineage: Eukaryota; Fungi; Ascomycota; Eurotiomycetes; Chaetothyriales; Herpotrichiellaceae
Exons: 3
Coding region: 1-1155 (384 amino acids)
Biological process (GO): intracellular protein localization
Cellular component (GO): plasma membrane
Source: RefSeq, a predicted model, not a curated record